Molecule: messenger RNA, 792 nt
Organism: Zingiber officinale
Lineage: Eukaryota; Viridiplantae; Streptophyta; Magnoliopsida; Zingiberales; Zingiberaceae
Exons: 1
Coding region: 1-792 (263 amino acids)
Source: RefSeq, a predicted model, not a curated record
AUGGACUCCGUCGCCGGCGGCAGCCUCUGCUCCUCCACCGUCGCAUCCGGCGUCGGCGAAAGCCUCAGAUCCCCCAUUACAUCCUCCUUCCCUCCCUCCCAGUUCUUCGACCCGAUCUCCUACCUCAACUCCAUGUCCUCCUCCGGCCCGCCGCUCCGCCCACCUGCCCGCUACCUCUCCCCGCCUUCGUCUCCACUUCCGUCGAGGAAGCGCUCCCGGUCGGCGCGCCGCCCACAGACAACGGUGCUCAACACCGACGCCUCCAAUUUCCGCGCCAUGGUGCAGCAGUUCACCGGCGUCGCCUACCCGCCUUUUGACCUCGCCGCCGCCUCCGCCUCCUUCUCCCGGCCGCGCCUCAACCUCUUCGACUCCGCCACUCAGCCUCCUCCGCCGCCCUUCUCCCAAAAGCCCCAAAAUAUAUCAUCCACCGACUUAAACCUUAACACCACUACAUCUCAUAACCCUAGCUUUGCCCCCCAAAUCGAAAACGGCCAGAGCCAAAUCCUUGCUCUGCAAUCGCUUCUCCCUCUCCUCGGCGCAAAUCGACAGGGCAUCGGCCUUCAGCCCGCCAUCGCCGGUGUCCUUUCGAGCUGGCCGACGGGGCCUCUACCGGAAUCCGGCGCCUCGCUGCAAAGAGCGACCAGCUACACGACGAAGAACCAAAAUCAGCAGGGUUCGUCGUCGCCCGCACCGAAUGCGAGGCAGGGAUCGUCGCCGACGGUGACCGCAUCAUCGUCGAAAGGUGAAGAAGAAACAGCUAGUAAUUACACGAUCGAGUCGUGGAUUAAUUAA